AGGAGAGCCAUAAAUCGUUGUUAUUUUGCACCUUUUCCAUCCUGUACAUGACUUCCCUUGCCUGGUACAGCCAAGUACGGCCCAGGGCUGGAAAGUUUAUAAAAGGUGGCGCUGGCGCAGCUGCCUCAGCUCAGUGGAGUUUCAAGGCGCUAGGCGAGCACCACGGCUUGGGAAACAUCACCUAUCAUCUAGAAGUACAGUCUGAGGUAAGGACCCAUAGGUAGCGCAGGAGUGCAAAAUGUUGCCCAUUUUCAGCCUGUGCCUCGUGGCGCUGGCCGCCACCUGCAUGUCACAAACCGUCGUGCAGCCUGAGACGGACAACGACGUGCCGCGUGAUGACGACAUUCAGCAAUGCAUCGACAACGACGCCUUGACAACGGAGAUACUUGCUGCAAUGGAGAGUGCCAUUAAGAUUUCGCAGUACGGAACCCAAGCUGAAAAGCUGAAAGCGCUGAAGCGCGUGGAGAAACACGUCAGCAAAAUGAGGCAAAUCAUCCGUAUCGAGGAGGAGGAAUCUGCCAAGCUUAGAGACUGCUCGGAGGUUCAACAUUCCGGAGCGACCGAAAGUGGAGUCUACACCAUCACUCCUCCUGGCUCAGAGGCGAUUGAAGUCUACUGCGACAUGAUCACCGAUGGCGGGGGAUGGACGGUGUUCCAGAGACGCCAAGACGGCACCGAGAGCUUCGACCGUCUCUUCGAGGAUUACAGCCGAGGCUUUGGCGAGAGUGACGGGGAGUUCUGGCUUGGCAACACCGCCCUGCAAGCAUUGACGGCCGAGGGGAAAGUCGAUCUCCGCCUGGACAUGUGGGACUGGGAGGGCAACUACAAGUACGCCACCUAUUCUGGUUUCCGGGUCUCUGGGGAGGACUUUACUUUGAGAUUCACCGAGAACAGCUACCAAGGAACUGCAGGUGACUCCCUCAGCUACCACAAUGGUAAGGGCUUCACGACAAGGGACCAUGACGUGGACGGGGCCGGUUCCGGCAACUGCGCGGUCUGGCUGUACAGCGGCUGGUGGUUCGAUCUCUGCCAUCGUGCCAACCUGAACGGACGGUACAAGAACGAGCUGGACGCCACCGAAGGCAUGGAGCAGGACCAAGGGAUCCAGUGGAUGGCCUGGAAGGGAAACCGGUACUCGUUGUCCAGGUCCGAGAUGAAACUGCGCCAAGCCAGGAAGCCAAGCCUGGAGUCGACUAGACUUCCUUCAGCUACAUCUGCAGCAGCAGACUGUGCCGAGAUCAUGGCGUCGGGAAUCUUAGAGAGCGGUGUUUACAGCAUAUCUGCCCCCGGUAUGGACCCGGUCGAGGUGUACUGUGACAUGGACACCGAUGGCGGCGGAUGGACAGUCUUCCAGAGGCAAGAAAGUGCACUGGUCAAUUUCGACCAGGGCUUCCAGGAAUACUCCGAGGGUUUCGGCGAGGCUGCCGGCGACUACUGGCUGGGUAACAGCGCCCUCCGAAGGCUUACCGACGCCAAGCGCGGCGGAUUUGAGCUCCGCGUGGACCUUUGGGACUGGGACGACACACAGCGCUACGCCACGUAUCAGAACUUCUCCGUGAGCGGUGAACAUUUCACACUGCAUAUCGGCGAGUACUCAGGAGAUGCUGGUGACUCCCUCACUUACCACAACGGCAAGGGUUUCACGACCAGAGACAACGACGUGGACGGGGCGCUCGACGGCAACUGCGCGGUCUGGCUGUACAGCGGCUGGUGGUUCGAUCUCUGCCAUCGUGCCAACUUGAACGGCCGCUACAUGAAUGAACUGGACGCCACCACUGGUAUGCGGGAAGACCAGGGCAUACAGUGGAUGGCCUGGAAGGGGAACCAGUACUCGCUGAAGAAGUCUGAGAUGAAAGUCAGGCCUAUGGCGUAAAUGCCUUUAAUUUGAGAUCUAUCCAUAUUGAUAUGCAGUUUAAAGGCAUAUACUAGGAUCAGUUUUCGUUUAUUUGUUCGUUUCCAAUAAUAACACCACUCAAAAUUUACAGGAGAAUGUUCAAAAUCUAAUCUGUAGAAGUUUCAGCUUAGUGGAUUACACUUUUCGAGAAAACAGUGAAAAACCAUAUUUUCAUUUCGAAACUCCAUUUCGUCCAGGCACUCUAUUUCCAAAAAAUGAAUCGACUGAUCGUUGGAAUUACCUACAUUUCUCGUUUUCUUAUAACUGACAGCAAACCAGAAUUUUCACGGUGUGUUUAGUACCAGUGUGAUGUUGAAUCCUAGUAAGAUUUUUAAAAAAUAAUAAUUCGGUAGGCCUAUAUUAUUUUUGGGAUAAAUGCAAAUGAUCCUAUACAUGCCUUUAAGCACAGCCAUUAUUAUGCUGAUGUUAUUGUCAUAAAUCUUGUAUCGCCAAACAUUAGAGGACGUUACGUUCCACAACUUAUAAUCUUAUACCUGUAUUAGAUCUAUGACCUAUCUAUUAUAGAUAAAGUAUCAUUUUGGUUUUGUUUAUGCAGCAACGAGGAACGGAAAUUUGAGAAAAAAAAUCUUCACACACAUCAUUCUCUAGUUGUCUGAAAAUAUAACCAACAAGUCAUGACUGUAAUCUUUUUUCAACAAAAAAAUACAUUUGGACUCCAACUUAUACCACAGGUUAUUAAUUUUCCCGGCAACAUACUUCACAUCAACAUGAAAAAAAUUAUCCUGGCGUGUUUUUUUAAACUGCUAUCACACUAGAAUUAAAGUCAUUCAACUUCCUUUUCUGUUUGUGUUUUAACGACAGUGCAUUGACAAAUACUAAUAAAUAGAACAGCAAAAACAAAAUACACCAA
Messenger RNA from Patiria miniata (bat star), 2765 nucleotides. RefSeq names its product angiopoietin-related protein 7-like. Lineage: Eukaryota; Metazoa; Echinodermata; Asteroidea; Valvatida; Asterinidae. The record is from RefSeq and is a predicted model, not a curated record. The coding region runs from base 239 to 1873 and encodes 544 amino acids. The transcript is spliced from 9 exons.